AACGCUCCACAAGAUGGCGGAAACGAGCAAAGCUGCCGCCAACCCCAAGAAGAAGAACCUGACUUAGUCACGUGACACCACUCCUGUGACGGGGUUGUGGUUGGAGUUCGGGUGGAGCCGUUUCAGUCCAUCUACAUCAGCAACAUUUGAUAUUUUUCGGGUUUCCUCCCCAAACUAAUCGGAGGUUCCGCGUCUUCGUCAGAGCAGCUGGUUCUCCCCGCAGACAGGAUGACGGCCGCGGUGUUCUUCGGCUGCACCUUCAUCGCCUUCGGCCCGGCCAUCGCUCUGUUCCUGUUCACCAUCGCCAGAGAGCCGCUCAGGGUCAUUUUCCUCAUAGCAGGGGCGUUUUUCUGGCUGGUGUCGCUGCUGCUGUCCUCGCUGGUGUGGUUCAUCUCGGUUCAGAUCAGUAACAAAGAGAGUGCGGCGCAGCAGAAGGGCCUGCUCAUCUUCGGCGUGGUUCUGUCGGUUCUGCUCCAGGAAACGUUCCGCUUUGGUUACUACAAGUUACUGAAGAAAGCAAAUGAAGGCCUCCUCACCCUCAGUCAGGAGGAAACCAUGCCCAUCUCCAUUCGACAGCUGGCCUACGUUUCUGGCCUAGGCUUUGGCUUCAUGAGCGGGGCUUUCUCUGUGGUGAAUAUCCUGGCCGAUUCUGCCGGGCCGGGGACUGUCGGGAUCCACGGAGACUCGCAGCACUACUUCCUGUCUUCAGCGUUCAUGACGAUGGCCAUCAUCCUGCUCCACAUGUUCUGGGGCGUGGUCUUCUUUGACGCGUGUGAGAAGCGCUGCUGGUGGGCGGUGGGCUUGGUCGUGGUCAUCCACCUCGUCGUCUCCUGCCUGACCUUCCAGAAUCCAGACUAUACCGCCACCCUGGUUCCCGCCUACGUGAUCCUGUUUGGGAUGGGGGUCUGGGCGUUUUAUACCGCCGGGGGGUCCCUCCGAAACAUCAAGCUCUGCCUCACCUGCAAAGAUAAGGACUUCCUGCUGUCCAACCACCGACCGAGAUAACGGCGUGCUCAGCUGAGGUCCAGGACUCCAGUGCAGACGCCUGCUUUGAGCUCCUCCUGAAGCUUCAGAAGAAUCCGAGUCUGCAGCGGUCCGUUCCCACAGUGAAGCCGUCUCAUUCCUCGUCUCCGAUCUCUUUUGUUGGACUUCGUUUUGGAGGAGCAGUUCACCGUCUCUGCGACAGAAUGGAUAAAUGUUUCCUCUUUCCUUUGGGACUUCAGAUGAAGGAAAGCACCAAUCACCUGCAUGUUUCUGCUGAUCUUCAGCAGACGCUCCCACACAGCAGGCGGAGGGAAGGCUUCUCUCUGCCAUCUGUUGGGUUUUUGUAUUACCUCUGAGUUUGUGGUCGACCACUGGAGUCUGUAGAGACGCUUCCUCACAGUCAAUGUUUGUUUUCCUGAUCAACCUGCUGGAUUCACAUUAAAGAGUUCAGUGUCUCCUCCGGAUCAAUACUUUUCUGCUGUUGGUAAACUUUUCUUCUUGAACUCAUAAGAGCUGGAGUUGGAGGAAAGGUAAAAUUCUAAAGAUAUUCACAGGAAUGAGAUUUGACUUGAUGCCUCAGCUGUCAGUCAUGAGCAGGAUCAGUGAUCCCCAGAUGGAUCAGCUGAUCUCCUGUGGAUCACAGUCUCAUGAGGGCUUGUCACAGACUGACCGACAGUUUGAAAUGAUCAUCAGUGUACAUAUGGAUCAGUUCUAUUCAUCCGUAUCACUUUUGAUUUGUUAAAGAACAUCUGAAAAGUGAAUUCCUUCAUGUUCCACUUCCUGUUUAGGCUCCUUCAUACUUUAGCUCUUUCAACUAUUUGUUAUUAGAUGUUCAGCUUUAUACAUAGAUGAUGCCUUCUAAGAUUGUAAAAAUCUGAAUAACUUUACGUUUGACUAACAUUUUGAAAAUCUGAUUUUUUAUUUUUAGGAUUUGAAAAUGAAACCAGCUUCAGUGUAAAUGAAACGUGUUCAAAGCCUCUUUUUGAAAUUCACGUGUUUUUAAUAGUUGUUCUGCUGAAGGUACUUUUAGAAAAUGAUUCUUUCCUAAAGCUUAGAAGUACUGUAGUUGCAUUUGAGGAAAUCUCUCACUUUCCACCCAAAGUUUCUGCAGAAUCAAAGAUUUGUGACUCUAAAAUGGUUGAGAUGAACCUGUACUGCAUGAAUGAUCAAAUAAAGAGAGGAAUAAAUGAUGAUCUGUUGUCA
Messenger RNA from Oryzias melastigma (Indian medaka), 2187 nucleotides. RefSeq names its product APH1B gamma secretase subunit (gene aph1b). The coding region runs from base 229 to 1005 and encodes 258 amino acids. Gene Ontology annotation, biological process: protein processing; Notch receptor processing; positive regulation of catalytic activity. NCBI's taxonomy places the organism in Eukaryota, Metazoa, Chordata, Actinopteri, Beloniformes, Adrianichthyidae. The record is from RefSeq and is a predicted model, not a curated record. Gene Ontology annotation, molecular function: protein-macromolecule adaptor activity. Gene Ontology annotation, cellular component: endoplasmic reticulum; gamma-secretase complex; membrane. The transcript has 6 exons.